Lodderomyces oxycetoniae is the source of this 4077-nucleotide messenger RNA. It is a transcript of the gene GIN4, whose product is annotated as protein kinase. Bases 1 to 4077 code for a protein of 1358 amino acids. Gene Ontology annotation, cellular component: cytoplasm. NCBI's taxonomy places the organism in Eukaryota, Fungi, Ascomycota, Pichiomycetes, Serinales, Debaryomycetaceae. The transcript has a single exon. Gene Ontology annotation, molecular function: ATP binding; protein serine/threonine kinase activity. The record is from RefSeq and is a predicted model, not a curated record. Gene Ontology annotation, biological process: intracellular signal transduction; protein phosphorylation.
AUGCUGCAUUCAAGGAAUGGCUCAAUAAGCUCGUCAAUCGCUUCGGUUUCAAAUUAUAACCAUCCUCAGAAUAUUGGACCCUGGAAAUUGGGGAAAACGUUGGGUAGAGGUGCUACCGGUAGAGUAUUAUUAGCUACGCACCAAAUAACUGGCCAGAAAGCCGCCGUCAAAGUCGUAUCGAAAUCAGACUUACAAGAUGACGCAAAUGGCAAUAAUAACGUUUCUAAAAAAAACGGUGGUGAAGGAUUACCCUAUGGUAUCGAACGUGAAAUCAUUAUAAUGAAACUUUUAAAUCAUCCAAACGUGCUCAGACUAUACGACGUGUGGGAAACUUCAAAAGCUCUUUAUCUCGUAUUGGAAUAUGUCGAAGGUGGUGAGUUAUUUGAUUUGUUAGUAGAAAGAGGUCCUUUACAAGAACCAGAAGCUAUAAAAUAUUUCCGACAAAUAAUACUAGGUACCGCUUAUUGUCACGCUUUAGGGAUAUGUCAUCGAGAUUUAAAGCCAGAAAAUUUAUUGCUAGAUGCACAAUUGAAUGUAAAAUUGGCAGAUUUCGGUAUGGCGGCAUUGGAAAGCAAUGGGAAAUUGUUGGAAACUUCUUGUGGGUCGCCUCAUUAUGCCGCCCCUGAAAUAGUUAGUGGCUUGAAAUACCAUGGUGCCGCUUCAGACGUGUGGUCAUGCGGGGUUAUAUUAUUUGCUCUUUUAACAGGAAGAUUGCCAUUUGAUGAUGAAAAUAUUAGAAACUUGUUGUUAAAAGUACAAGCUGGAAAUUACGAAAUGCCCGUUAAUGAAUUGAGUCAAUAUGCACAAGACUUGAUUGUCAAAAUGUUAAAUGUAGAUCCAGCGAAAAGAAUCACUACAGCAAAAAUACUCAAGCAUCCAUUAUUGACCAAAUAUCCAAUUCCCAAUGAGGAUUUAAUUAGCGAAAAAUCAUUGCCUCAUCCUGAAACUGCCUAUAAAUCACUCGGUUCUGUGAAAAAUAUAGAUAAGCAAAUUUUAUCAAACUUGUCGAUUUUAUGGAAUGACCGAUCAGAAGAAGAAAUUGUUAAUGCUCUUUUGCAAAAUGGUUCAAAUCCCGAAAAGACUUUUUACGCUUUGUUAAUGAGAUAUAGACAUUCAAGUGAUGAGGUAACGACUAACGCAAUUAACGAAACAAAAAGAUCACAUAGUUUCAAUAAUAAAAUGCCCAGAAGCGGAUCUAUUGGGAAAUCAAAUACACCAAAGAAAAAACGUGCUAGUCAAAUUAGUGUUUCAAGACCAACUUCUUUCCAAUAUAGAAAUGCUCCAAGUGCAAAUGGUGGUAUUGGUAUUGGUACCGGUGUUGUUGGUAAUAGAAAUACUCAUCAUUUGCGAAUGUCUGCUGCUUCUUCGGCAAACAAUUCUCCAAGAAAAUCUCCAAGAAAAUCUCCAAGAAAAUCCCCCAGAAAGAGAGCCUCUUUAGCUCAUUCACCAGCAGCAGCAGCGACGGCGAAUAAAUCGAGGCAAAUGCAGGACAAUUACGCUUUCAAAGCCAUUCCAAGAAACAUCUACAACGAAAUUGUUGAUGCACAAAGUAAGCAAUCAAUACCUCCUUCAUUGCCAUCUAAAGAUUCAUUCUAUAUAGAUAAACCAAUGGGCUUACCUAAAGUGGCGGAAAAUCCAAUUGUUGAUGAAUCGCCAAAUUUGAUGCAAUCAGUAAAACUUUCGCCAUCAAAGCGCUCCUCAGUAUUGGUUCCUGUAAAAAAUAACAACAAAAGACGAUCAAAAAGACAAUCAAUGAUGGCAUCAAUGAGAAAUUCUAUAACAAUGAAAUUGUUGUCCACUUAUGCAAAGUUAUCCGGUGAAGAUGAUUGGGAAUAUAUGGACAAACAAACAAAAAGAACUUCGGCAACUUUUGCAGCAUUGUGUGACAAAAUUUUCAAUCAAGAAGAGUACGAUGCCAAUGAGGAGCAACUAGUUGAUCCUGAGGAAUUGGAGGCUAGAGAAUACGAAAGAUUGAUGGAAAUAGAAAGAAAGAAACAUGAGGCUGAACUAAAGGCUAGAAAGGAGUUGCAAAAAAAGAAAAAACGACAAAAUCGAAAGUCACUUUUGAGCUCUAGAAAGUUGAGCAUUAUAGUUAAAAACGAUAGUGAUCCAAGUAAUGGUGGUGACCAAAAUAUAACGGCAGACAGAGAAUCUCAACAAAUGCAAAAACGUCAAUCAAAGAAUGUGGGGGCAUUAAGAGCGCUUUCUGAAGGUGAGGGUGUUCAAGCUUCAGCUUCGGAUGAGUUGACUCUUGAAGAAGUGAGAAAGCUCAAAAGAAGAUCAGCUAGUCAACCAUUAAUGUCAAGGAGAAGACAAACUCCAGUUUUAACGAGACGACCAGUAUCGAAAUUGGAUCCCUUGUAUCAAGCUCAUCAUAAUGAGCAAAUUGAACGAGCGCAAGAUGCUUUGGAACAUGAAUGGAGAGAUCAGCAAAGAAGAAGGAGUGGUGGUGGUGGUGACAGUGGUGACAGUGGUGGUGAUGAUGACAAGAAAGCUAGCACCAAGAAGAAAAUUAAUAAGGAAUCUAUGAUUUCUGUGAUGGAUGAUAUUAUAGAGGAAGGGGAUUUUGAAAGCAAGAUGAAGAAAAGAACGUCAAAAGAUAGCUAUUAUAAUAGAAAUGGUGCUUUCAAAUUGCCUGAACCAGAAGUUGAUGAAUCUAAUCUUACCGAUGACUACAUGAGUGAGAUACGCAAAUCAAGAUUACUCAACAGCCAAUUGAAUCUUAAAAAUGAAACCACCAAGUCCAACGACACAGGACCCAAGACCUUGAUUGGCGGUGUUAAAAUUCCAAACGUUACAAGAAAGUCAAGAAACUUUACCAACUCGAAUAAGAGAUUAUCGGUUCUUUCCAUUUAUUCGACAAAGGAAUCCUACCGGGACUUGAACUCAAUUAUUGAAUCACAUGUGUCUGAGGAAUAUGAUAACCAUGUUACAGUUCCAGGUUUACGCACUAGUUUUGCUGAUAGACUAGAUAAAGUUGGAUUACCUGAAGAAGAUGAAAAUGAAUAUGAGGAUGGUGAAUACGAAAACCAUUCGGUUAUGGAUUUUGAUGAACAUUUGGCUAAAAAGAGAAACUCAUAUUUUGACUCUAUGAAUGAAAAUAGAGGAGCUUCUCGAGCCUCUACUACAAAAAGGUAUGGUGGUGGCGGCGGUGCAGGCGUAAGACCUGCUUCAAAAGUACCUGCUUUACCUACAGAUGAGCAAGAUGAUACGUUUGUCAGUAGAAAUGAUGUUCUCGGUAAUAAGGGUCAUUAUAAAUCGAUGUUAUCCGACACUUCUAGCGUAACAGAUGAUGUUUUUGACAAGAUCAAAUUACCAGAUGGCAAAUCCACAAAGUCUUCUAUUGACGCACUAGCUAAUGGAACAUCAGCCACUGGUCAUAAGAAUUUCAAGACAAGACUGUCGAUGCCUGGUCCGGAGAUGUUAGUGCCCAAUCUAAAUACUGGUAUGCAAGGUUUCUCCUCUCAACCAAUGUCGAAAGUGCGUGAUACUAACAAGUCGCACCUUCCAGCACCCCCUCCACAUCAUAUACCAACAAAAAAACCAUUGAAUGAUAAAACGAAUCAUCACACCGAAACAAAUCAAAAGUCAAGAAAAGGUUCAUUCUUUAGGAAGUUUUCAUGGGGAAACAAGAAAUCGACAGAUCCAGGUGUACAUGUUAAUGAUCAGCUUCCUACACCAUCUGAAUCCGAUGAUGAAAAAUACAAGCAUUCAUUUUUCACUUGGUUUUCAUCAUCCUCUCAUUCUCCUACGCCAUCUGAGAUACGCAAAUUCAACACCAUUUUACCAAGGGAUGAGAUGUCAUCUGCAUUAGUUGCCUUAUUAAAUUCAUGGGCCAACUUUGGUUUAAAAGAUUUGAAAAACGAUCCAUAUAGUUAUACCAUAACAGGUUCGAUUUCCAAAAACAAUUCAUUUGAUUUGAAAAGUUGCAAGUUUAGAAUAAGGGUUGUGCCCAAGGACAUGAAUCAGAAAUCAGAAAUCAUAUGUGCCAGAGUUAAAGGUUCGAAAGUUACCACAGAUACUUUGUUCAGCGAAAUUGAAAAGGUGCUACAAAAGGAAGGUGUUAUAGAUGAGUAA